AUGCCUUUGGUUGCUGAAGGCUCGACAUCGAGGUACAGUUAUUGUUAUCCGUCGGAGAAAUACACCGCUAUUCAAACUGUUAAAUGCGAGUCAGAGACUCAUAGUGGUGACGAAUUAGAAAGUCUUACACAGCCCCCAGAACGCUCGCACGCCCCAGCGGAGAGGUGGAUUUCUAAGACUGAGUAUUUGAGGUGUGCUGGCGAGAAAGUGCAAUCUCGCGCGUGGACAACGACGAAUAUUGUGAUAAGAUCAAUCACGACUUGGUUCAUCACAACCAUCACUCUCCUAGCUAGGAUGCUCACCAUCUCUGCUCUACGUGCGCGUGAGGGCCCAUCGUCUGGCCCUUCGCACCGUUUCUGGGAGGAUAAGGCGUCGUCGAGCCACCUCGAUGACAUGGUAAAGGCCAUGGCCGCAAUUUUUAGCAGCAACCUACAUGACGCUAUUGAGUGCACUAAUCUCAGAUGUGUGGAUGAUCUUGAUGGACCAAUGCACAACGGUGAGGAAUAUUCUCUAUUUCAGAUCCGUCUUCCACUCAUACACACAUUAUCUAGUACCAAGGGCUGUGCGUAUCGCAAGCCGCUCGCGGGCGUCCAUUUCUCCUCAAUGGUUCUCUACCGUAACUCAAACGCAGAUCAAGAAAAGGAGACACCAUUCAAAGGUCGUCACCCAGCAAGCCUCACAACCCGGUGUACUGAUGUGGCAGAUAACCGUGGACAGGAGGGAUCGUCGGACACUUGGAGGAUGUCGGCAGAAUUCAAGUUGGCUCGACAGUACCGUUCGGCGGGGACAUGA
Molecule: messenger RNA, 792 nt
Organism: Laccaria bicolor S238N-H82
Lineage: Eukaryota; Fungi; Basidiomycota; Agaricomycetes; Agaricales; Hydnangiaceae
Exons: 5
Coding region: 1-792 (263 amino acids)
Source: RefSeq, a predicted model, not a curated record